AUGCCAUCUGCCACCGACAAGGACGUUCAGGAUGCGGAAAAGUUCUUGGAGGACAAGGAAGUGAAGCAUCGACGGAGUUCAAAAUUGAUGCACUGGCUGGCCUCGGAAGGGCAGAGAGCUGGAUACGACGCGUUGACGCCAGCUGCUCGCAAGGUCUUCUUCGUCAGCUGGGUUGCCAAAUCAAUGGAGGAGGGCAACUCGGCCAACCGCACGUGGUGGAAGGUCAACCAUAAGAAGGAGGAUGUUGACAAGAGCAAGUGGAUGGCGAAUCGCGGCAUGAUCCAGCUGUUUGGCGAGCAUAAGGCGCUCGCGAAUAUCAAACUAUUGGGCGACAAGGCCGAUCGCCACAGGCCUGAUCGAGACACGGGGCUGGACGACGAGUGGAGUCGAGAAUGCAAGAUCUACGAGGGCGAGGAGAUCAACACCAACACCGACGACGUCGGGAAAACGAUGGAGUCCGAGAAGGAGAUUACGUCAGAGAAGGAGAAGGCUGAGUUCGCGGAGGACUUGGCGGCAGCUGGCAUCCUCGAGACCGCGCCUAGCAGCUCUGGCAGCGCAGGCGCUGAGAAGCUCAAGGACGCGAAGAUCAAGGCAGAGCGCAUCUUCGAGGUGGCAUCUGGUAAAUCUAAGUCGAAGUACCUGGGCCCGCUGAAGACAGACGUUGGGAAGCUGAUUCCCAGGUUCAAGUCUACAUUCAACAGCGUCGAGAAAAUCCAUCUCAAGAGCUCGUCCGAGGACGCCGACCCCGUCCCAGAUCCAGAGAUCCCAGCCGUUGCCGGGAAGCUGGGCGCCAUCUACUCAGAGUUCAACGCAGUCGCCGGGUGGUUCUCGAGGAUGGCCCCCACGCCCAAGAGGGCGAAGAAG
Prorocentrum cordatum is the source of this 864-nucleotide messenger RNA. The record is from the annotation of a GenBank genome assembly. NCBI's taxonomy places the organism in Eukaryota, Dinophyceae, Prorocentrales, Prorocentraceae.